GCCAUGUAUAUCCCAUAUCCUUCAGUAUUCUGUUAGCUUUCCUUCUCGCCUCCACUCCUAAGACCAUGGCCUUGGCGUUUGCUGGAAAAGCUGUGGCUGCCUCAGCCAUCUCCACAAUAGUUCGCAAGUCUUUUAACUACUUGGAGAAGUACAGGAAGGCGGAGGGGAUGAAAUCGGUGAAGGAGAGGCUGGAGAGGACUCUCCCACAAGUUCAAGUGGUCUUUGAUGCUGUUGAUACAGAGCGGAUUAGGGACCAGAGCGAGGCACUUGAUGCAUGGCUUUGGCAGCUUAGGGAUGCUGUUGAGGAGGCUGAGGAUGUGCUUGAUGAAGUGGAGUACUACAAACUUGAGAAGAAGGUAAAAUCUGGAGGUAAUAUGGUGACCAGCUCUCUGUAUAAGUGCAAGAGGCUGUUUAUCCAACAUUUCAAUACUACUUUUAAAGUCGGCACAUUUAAAAGGAUGGCAGAUGCCAUGAAGAAACUUGAUGAGGUUUCUGUUGGUGUGGAGCGUUUCAUCCUACUUGUCGACCACCUUGAUUCUAGUAGUUUCAAGCACAUAUGCCAUCAGGAUGUUGUUAAUCCUCGUGAGACAAGCUCCUUUUUGAUUGAGGAAACUAUAAUUGGCCGUGAUACCGAGCGGGAUCAGAUAGUUGAGUGGUUAAUUGAGCAACGGGGUGAUAAUCAAAACCCUGAGGUUUGCAAUGUUAUUCUUUUUGGUUUAGUGGGUAUAGGCGGCAUGGGCAAGACUACACUUGCGCAGGCUGUCUACAAUGACCAAAAAGUGAAGCAGUUCUUUGAUCACACUAUGUGGGUGUGUGUGUCCAAUGACUUUGAUGUCCCAGCUCUGACAAGAAAGAUAAUACAAGAAAUUACUGGGCGAGGUACUGAUGUCACUUGUCUGAAUACACUUCAAAAGAUCCUUAGUGAGAAUCUCAGCUCAAAGAAAUUUUUGCUUGUAUUUGACGAUGUAUGGAACGAUGAGAGAAGAACUGACUGGGAGAAAUUAGUAGCUCCACUAAAAUUAGGUCAGAAGGGAAGCAAGAUCUUAUUGACAACUCGUAUGCAAUCAGUGGUGGACAUUGCUGAGAGAGUGUUAGGAGGAAUAGCCAAGUGUAUGAGGUUGGAGGGGCUGCAGGAGAAUGAUCUGUUGGAACUUUUCAAUAAGCAUGCCUAUUUUGGGGUGGAUCCUAACAAUUAUCUUAACUUGCAAGAGAUUGGCAAUCAUAUUAUUAAAAAGUUGAGUGGAAGCCCAUUAGCUGCAAAAGUCAUGGGUGGGCUGUUGAACAAUUCUUUGGAUACCUUAUAUUGGAGCAGAAUGCUGAGAGAAAAAAUCUCUAAUAUUGAGCAUGGAAAUGAAGGUGUUAUGAAGGUUUUAAGAUUGAGUUAUCACCAUCUGUCUCCACAGCUGAAAGCAUGCUUCCGGUAUUGCAGUAUGUUCAGAGAAGAUUACGAAUUUAGAAAGGAGGAGCUGGUUGACUUAUGGAUGGCUUCAGGGCUGAUUCAGCCAGACGUCGAUGAAAACCACAGGCCAGAAGAUGUUGGAGAGUAUUAUUUGGGUAUACUCACAAAAAAGUCUUUCUUUGAACUGAGAUCAAAUAUGUCAAUACAUCGGUAUGAUGGCACAACCACAAUCGGGGAGUUUUCUGAUGAAUACUAUGUGCUACAUGAUCUAUUGCAUGAGCUAGCGCGUACAGUCUCCAUAAAGGAAUGUGUUAGAAUUUCCAGCGAUGUUUGUGGCACUAUUCCAGAAGCUGUUCGCCAUGCAACAAUUAUAAUUCGAAAUUGUACAGUGAUAUCAGAUUUUUCUACAUUAAAGAAACUGCGAACCCUGCGCAUAUACUUUGAUGGAACUAUAAAUCAAAGAGAUCAAUGGACUGUGCUUAAAAAUGUGCUAAAUGCAACAACCAAAUUACGGGUUUUCCACGUAAAGAAUUGCUCACUUCGGAAGCUUCCUGAUGCUUUUGGCAGUUUGUUGCACCUACGGUACUUGUGUCAUUCCUCUGUUAAUGCGUGGAUGAAAAGCAAAAAAUGGCCCAUUUGGUUCCCUUCUUCUAUAUACAAGUUACAUCAUCUCCAAAUGUUAGAAUUGACUAGAUGUUUAUUGGUAUCCUGGCGACUUGGAAAUUUUGUUUGUCUAAGACAUCUAUACUAUUCUGGUUUUGUAAUUGGUUUACCCCCUUAUGUUGGACGGUUGACUUCUCUUCAAGAUGUUCAUCAUAUUUGUGUUCCACAUCGGCAUGGUUUGUUCCCAAGUGAGAUUCAGAAUCUAAAAGAUCUCCGUCAUCUGGAAAUUUCUGGUCUUCAAAAUGUCAACGCGGAAGAAGCUGUUUUGACUAAGCUAAGUGAAAAGAAAAAUCUUAAUUUCUUGUCACUCAGUUGGCAGAGUGACCAAAGUGAAGCAGAUAUCGAUGAAAGAGUUCUCAAUGACCUUCAGCCUCACGCGAAUCUUGCCAAGCUGAAGAUUACUGGAUAUAAUGGUUCUAGAUCUCCAUUUUGGAUGGAAAACCCAAUUCUCACCAAUGUGACAUAUAUUUCCCUCUCUUCUUGUAAUCAGUGGCAACAUCUUCCGCCCCUUGGCAGACUACCUUCACUCAAGUAUCUCUAUUUAAGAGACAUGGGUUCUGUGAAAAAAAUAAAUAAUUCCUUUUACGGAUGUUAUAACCAUUUUGGCUUCCAAUCUCUUAAGUUACUGCAUAUUGAAGACCUUCCAGCACUAGAUGAGUGGGUUGAAAUUGAGGACAAUCUGUUUCCCCAGCUUGAGGUGCUUGUAAUCAGGUACUGCAGAGCAUUGAGAAAUGCACCGACACUACCAUCUACUCUUGCUUACUUCGAACUAGAUGAUGUUGGUUUAACUACUUUACCUGCAACACAUUGGACUAGUGAAACAACACUGCUGCCAAAAUCAUCACUUGUCAAGUUGAAAAUCUCUCACUGUCCAAACUUAGCUACACUGGAGCUAAAGUACUGUUUUGAGGAUCUGGAGGAGCUUCGUAUUAGAGGUUGCAAAAAUAUGUUGCAUUUGCGAAUGGAUCAAUUGCAUAGACUCCCAUUUCUUAAAACUUUCUCUGUGAAGGAUUGCCCAAAUCUGAUUGCUAUACAGGAAGAAAUGAGUUCACCAUCGUCCAUAAAAAAUCUUUAUAUUGAUUCAUGUGCUGCUUAUGGGACCUCUUUGACAAACUCCCUUUGCAGUUUCACUUCCCUUACUACUCUGUCAUUACGUGAUUGUGCAAUGUCAGCCCUUCCUUCAGCAGAAGUGUUUAGGAAUCUGACAACGGUGCAGCAUUUGGAAAUUGUGAACUGCACUGAACUAAUUGUUUUAGAUGGAAUAGAAGAACUCAGACACCUGAGAGAGUUGAACAUUAAUGGAUGUCACAAGCUUGACAAGCAUCUCGGCAGUCUGUCUCAGGAAACGUUUCAAGCCUCUGAUCUCAACCAAGUUUCUUCUGUCUGUCCUUCCUACCUUGGCAAAUUAGAGAAACUGAGAAUCAGCAGUCCUUUUCUCUUGCAGUGGGAGCCGUUGGGAAGAGUCAACUCAAUUACUUAUUUGACUAUUGACAAAAGCCAUAGAUGUUUGCCUGAGGAGUGGUUGAUGCAAAACCGCAACCAUCUUAAACACCUUGGGGUGCUUAAUGCUACUCAUCUGGAGUUUCUACCUUCAACCAUGGCAAGCUUUACUUCACUGGAAACUUUGUCAAUUCACAGAGCUGUCCUACUUCAGUCACUUCCAGAGCUGCCUGCCUGUUUAAAGGUUCUACAAAUCUUUGAGUGUCACCCUGUGCUGGAGAGAAGAUGCCGGAAAAGAAGAGGUUGUGACUGGCAAAAGAUUGCACGAAUACCGAAUUUGAAGAUUGUGCAGGACAUUCCUUCACAAUACACACUCCAUUACUACCGUAGUUCCUAUCGUUUCUUUUGAACCAUGUGCUAUAUAUAUGUACAUUCAACUCAAUCAUAGUUUGGACUCUAUUUCUUGGAGGAAAUCAGUUACACAGAAGAGUUGAAGGUUCCCCGAUAGACAUUCUUUGAUUCAGAAAUUUGCUUGAGCUUCCAACUGAGGGUGGCGUCUUGACUAAGAACUUGCUAAAAAUUGGGUGCGCUCUUUAGUCUAAACUUUAAAGUUUACACUUACUAAAUAAAAAAAAGCAUCUGACGGCCAAAGCCAUCAGCUGAAGAUGCCGGUGAGAAGUCCAAGUGCUGAACGCUGAAAGAAACCUGUUAAUGAAUCAUGAUAGACCUGAUCAACCUUUUUGCUCAGCCGUUGCAAGAUUAAUGGACCAUUCUUGUAGUGAAUGUCAGAGGUGCAUCCUGCAUGAUCAUUGCCACAUAUUUAAUUGGUGCAUGCAUGCAAGACAGGUCAUGUUUACUGUGAGUCCUUUGUAAUGUUUAAUAUGUCUGCAAUACAGAUUUUUUUUUGGCUUAAAGAACAGAGUGAGUACUUGCUUUCUGAAACAAAUAGAUUUGGAUUCGCAUCAUUCGAGAGUCAGGGUUCUAUACAUAUUGUUUGGCCGCAUGUGAAUGUGCUCUUGAUUGUAUAAUUGCCUACUGAGUGUUUUUUAGGUACGGUAACGGUUUCCCUCCGUCCUGGGCGGCUCUCCCUUGGUGUUUCUCCCUAUUUAGCAAAAAAAACAUUAAUCA
Molecule: messenger RNA, 4630 nt
Organism: Setaria italica (foxtail millet)
Lineage: Eukaryota; Viridiplantae; Streptophyta; Magnoliopsida; Poales; Poaceae
Product: disease resistance protein RGA2
Exons: 2
Coding region: 66-3911 (1281 amino acids)
Biological process (GO): defense response to other organism
Molecular function (GO): ADP binding
Source: RefSeq, a predicted model, not a curated record